Messenger RNA from Lindgomyces ingoldianus, 1903 nucleotides. Its product is annotated as MFS general substrate transporter. Gene Ontology annotation, molecular function: transmembrane transporter activity. Bases 91 to 1764 code for a protein of 557 amino acids. The record is from RefSeq and is a predicted model, not a curated record. Gene Ontology annotation, cellular component: membrane. Lineage: Eukaryota; Fungi; Ascomycota; Dothideomycetes; Pleosporales; Lindgomycetaceae. Gene Ontology annotation, biological process: transmembrane transport. The transcript has 3 exons.
CCCCAAGUCUGCGCGGCCUCUUGUAGGCGUAACGAAAUCUAAUUCACUAAGUAACCUUCCCUCUCCCUGAAGUCGUCGACAAAUCACAUCAUGAGUGCCACGGAGACUUUGGAGCUGCAGCCAAACCCAGCACUUCACAUCUACAGCGCAUCACACGGAAGAGACUCCCACGAUCGUUCUCGCGAAAUAUUUACGCAUGGCGGAGCUCCAAACAGAAUCGAUGUUGAUGAACCCCCCAUACCCUCGGCGUCGGACCGGAGAGCAGCAUCUACAUUACGAACCUCACUCAUCAUCCUCCAACCCUCCCUUAUUAACCUCCUUUCCAGCUUCACAAAUGGGUUAAUCACCGUCGGCCUCCCAGUUAUCGCGCGCUCCAUUGCCCUACCCCGAACCCUCUACCUUUGGCCAUCAUCUGUCUAUGGACUGACCUCCGGAGCCAUGUUGCUACUCGCGGGCUCUGUGGCUGAUAUUGUCGGCGCCCGUCUUGUCGACAUAAUUGGGAUUUUCUUCCUCAGCUGUUUUACACUUGCAUGCGGUCUAUCAAAUACGGGGGAGCAAUUGGUCGUGUUCCGCGCUUUCCAAGGUAUUGCAAACGCUUUGCACCUCCCCGCCUCAGUCGCACUAGUAGCGGCGGCUGUACCCCCCGGAAGGGCUAGAAAUGUCGGUUUUGCGUGCUUGGGGUUGAGUUCCCCGCUGGGGUUUUCAGUCGGGCUUGUGGUGAGCGGAAUCAUGAUUGAGAAGACUGGAUGGCGAUCUGGGUUUUAUUUAUCAGGCGGUGCAACGUUGAUAGCCGCCGUAGCCGCCAUAUGGACGUUACCUAAAGGAAGACAAGAGUGUCCUACUCCUGGUCUCUCGGCCUUUCUUGGGAAGCUGUACCUUGAGAUCGAUUGGAUUGGUGGGAUUAUCGCGAGCGGCGGACUUGCGAUACUCGCCUACGUGCUUGCGACCCUGAGUGGAGACUUGGCUGUCAUUCAUUCUACAACAACACCAUCUCUCCUCUCCCUCGGCGUAGUCCUUCUCAUAGCAUUUCCUCUUUGGAUGUACUACCGCGAGAGCGCAGGGAAACCAGCCCUUGUUCCAAAUGCCUUGUGGAAGAACAUCCCUUUCGCAAGCACUUGCAUCAUGGUCGCGCUUUCAUACGGCGUCAUAACGUCCAUGGAGCUAUUUUCAAGCUUAUAUUUCCAAGAAAUCCAAAACGCUUCCACGCUGACCACAUCCCUCUAUCUCCUCCCUAACCUUCUUACUGGGGUUCUCAUCAACCUCACCGUCGGUAUCUUCGUACACCGUCUUCCAGCUCGCUGGCUCGUGGUCAUCUCGUCAUUUCUCUGCUCUCUAUCACCUUUUAUGAUGGCACUUGUAAAUCCCCACUGGUCGUACUGGUACCUUGAAGUAUGGGCGCAGAUUUUCGCACCGUUUAGCGUAGACGUGCUAUUCACGGUUGGCUUGAUUAUUGUGAGUAAUAGUUUUCCGGAGAAGACACAGGCACUAGCUGGGGCAGUGUUUAAUACUGUUGCGCAGUUUGGGAUGAGUUUGGGAGUGGGGCUGUGUCAGGUUGUGUCUUUGGGCGUGAUGGGGAAUCAUGAUGCGGGAAAUGGUAGGAAGGGUAGUAGGAAUGACGACGCUUUUGAUAAUCCGGAUCACAAUGCCAUGCUCAUGGGAUAUCGAGCUGGCUUUUGGGCGAUGUUUGCGUGCAUGAUUUUGUGUGGGCUGCUCGCCGUCGUGGGACUGAGGAAAGCUGGGAAGGUUGGGCUGAAGCGAGAAUAAGGAUGUUGGGUUUGGGCCAUUUUAUGCAACACCACCAGCGCUGCCAACGGGAAGUAGUAUGUAUGCGUACUACGUGAACGUAGCUGUCACGUGAGCAGUACGAAAGUAGUAACUUUGUAAGACGUUACUUACAGCUAAG